Messenger RNA from Rhododendron vialii, 1548 nucleotides. Its product is annotated as N-acylphosphatidylethanolamine synthase. Gene Ontology annotation, biological process: phospholipid metabolic process. Lineage: Eukaryota; Viridiplantae; Streptophyta; Magnoliopsida; Ericales; Ericaceae. The transcript has 5 exons. The record is from RefSeq and is a predicted model, not a curated record. The coding region runs from base 79 to 939 and encodes 286 amino acids.
CUGUCCACAACACACCCAAAGUGGCUCUUCCGAUUUGACAGAGUGAAGCAAGCGGGGGAAGAAGGGACUAGAUCACCCAUGGGACGGGGGCGGAAGAUGGAGUGGGCGGCGAGAGCCAACCACAUGGGGGGCAUACCGCGGAAGGCAAUCAUCUUCGCUGCGGGGGCUUUCGCCAGAGCCGUCGCAAAUCUCCUAAACUCGACCACCGUUCACAAUCCCGAAACCCUAAUCCGCCUCGUCCGAUCCCGCCCUCCCGGCGUCCCUCUCCUCACCGUCAGCAACCACAUGUCCACGUUGGAUGACCCUGUGAUGUGGGGAUUCAAGGGCUUUCCCACAAUGGAUGCAAAUUUGGCACGAUGGGUACUCGCUGCAGAGGACAUAUGCUUCAAGAAUCCGGUGCUGUCAUAUUGUUUCCGACUUGGGAAAUGCAUACCUAUAACAAGGGGUGGUGGAAUUUAUCAGGAACACAUGAACGAAGCCCUUGACCGGUUAAGCGAUGGAGCAUGGUUGCAUACUUUUCCAGAGGGGAAAGUGUCUCAGGAAAAUGAACCGAUUAGAAGAUUAAAGUGGGGGACUGCGAGUCUCAUUGCUCGGGCUCCUGUAACCCCUAUAGUUUUGCCCAUUGUCCAUCAUGGUUUUCAAGAGGUGAUGCCCGAGAAAUAUUUAUUUGGCCGAAGGCCUCCUUUUCCGCUAUUUAAUAAGAAGAUAACAAUAACUGUGGGUGACCCAAUAGAAUUUGAUCUACCUAAAAUGAGUGAGAUGGCCGUGUCAAUGUCCAAGGAUUGUUCUUCUUCAAGUUCUGGAUGGCCGAGCGCCACCCGUUUUGGACUGAAUGAAGCUGCACAAAAGUGUCUCUAUAGCAGCAUAUCGAAGCAAAUCUGGGUGGUCAUGGAGAACUUGCGGAAUUUGGGCAAAACUUUUCUUAAACAAGAUGAUUAAAGUUGCAAGCUUUUUCUAUAAAGACUUCACACACUGCUCAAGUGUUUGAAGUUUGUAGUGUUUCCAGCAGCAAGGAGGUAGUAAUUUGGCCUUCCGCCCAUUCACAACAUUGAAGUUUUUCAUGAUUUUUUGAUUUCAUUGUUUCCCAUUUUGGGGGACUUUCUAAUGUUCUUGACAUAGAUAAUUUUUUUGGGUCUGAUUUAUUUACCGAAAUGUGCUCUGGUUAGAGAAUGGAAAUGGCAUAUUUUUACAUUUGUGUCGUGUUUUGUAUUUGUAAGUAAUUAUGGUGAAAAUAUUGUAGUUUGAGGCCUGAAUUGCAAUUUGGUGUGCAUGUGGCAGAGGGAAAUUAGCCAGGAGGACCAUUUUUUGGGUGAUCGUUCUACCACUUCCUGAAAUUUGAUUCGCAUUAUGGACUUGUAAGUAGUUCAGGUGAAAACAUUGUUGUUUUUUUAGACCUAAAUUGCAAUUUGGUGUGCAUGUACUGAGGAAAAUAGCCAGUAGGACCAUUUCUGGAGCAUCCAGCACUUCCUGAAAUUCAAUACUCCAUUUUCAAGUGUUUAUUUAUAUAUACAACGCACAUUAUUGGGAGUAUGGAAUAGAUUUUUUUGU